This is a messenger RNA of Spea bombifrons (plains spadefoot toad), 1926 nucleotides long. RefSeq names its product limb development membrane protein 1 (gene LMBR1). Bases 171 to 1628 code for a protein of 485 amino acids. NCBI's taxonomy places the organism in Eukaryota, Metazoa, Chordata, Amphibia, Anura, Pelobatidae. The record is from RefSeq and is a predicted model, not a curated record. Gene Ontology annotation, biological process: signal transduction. The transcript is spliced from 17 exons. Gene Ontology annotation, molecular function: transmembrane signaling receptor activity.
UGUGUGUGUUUUUGGGGCUGAGCUGCCGUACAGGAGGAGGAAGCGAGCCCAUCGCAGACAGAGCCCGGGAUCAUCUCUUUGUUAUUGUUGUACCUGUGUGGCCGCGGGGGAUGCGCUUCAGGGGGAACCGCAAUAUGUUCAGUGCAGCCUGGGCUCCAGCAAUAUGAAGGAUGGAAGAGGACGAGGUGACCAUCCGGGAGCAGAACUUUCACAGCCAAGUUAGAGAAUGCAUCAUCUGCUUUCUGAUGUUUGCCAUCCUGUACAUUGUGUCGUACUUCAUCAUUACUCGUUACAAAAGGAAAGCGGAUGAGCAAGAAGAUGAAGAUGCCACAGUCAACCGCGUUUCGCUUUUCCUUUGCACUUUCACGCUGGCGGUUUCAGCCGGAGCCGUCCUUCUGCUUCCCUUCUCCAUCGUCAGCAAUGAAAUCCUCAUGUCCUUUCCCAAGAGCUACUAUAUCCAGUGGCUAAACGACUCCCUGAUCCAUGGUUUGUGGAACCUCGUGUCUCUGUUCUCCAAUCUGUGCCUAUUUGUGUUGAUGCCUUUUGCGUUUUUCUUUCUGGAAUCAGAAGGCUUUGCUGGAUUGAAAAAGGGAAUCAAAGCGCGAAUCUUAGAAACGUUAGUCAUGCUUAUUCUUGUUGCCCUUCUGGUUUUCGGCAUUGUAUGGGUGGCAUCGGCUCUGAUUGACAACAGCUCCGCGAGCAUGGAGUCGUUAUACGACCUCUGGGAAUUUUAUCUCCCUUAUUUAUAUUCCUGCAUUUCGCUGAUGGGAUGUCUGCUAUUACUUUUGUGCACCCCCGUUGGUCUUUCUCGGAUGUUUGCUGUAAUGGGACAACUUUUGGUUAAACCAACGAUCCUUGAGGACCUCGAUGAACAGAUGUAUAUAAUAAGCUUACAAGAAGAAGCUCUUCAGCGCAAGCUUAACGGGGGACGUUGGGCUGCAGAUUACAAUGCAAAGAAAAUUGAAUGUGACCUCGUCAACGUGAAAUCCCUGAAAUCCAAACUAGAAAGACGCAAAAACGCUUCAGCGUGGGAAAGAAACCUGAUCUACCCGGCGGUGAUGAUACUUCUACUCAUUGUCACGUCCUUCUCGGUCAUACUGGUUUCCUGCAACAUUCUCCGUCUCUUAGUGGAUGAGACGGCGCUGCCCAAGGGUUCAAAGAGGCCAGGCAUUGGGGAUGCUUCCCUCUUCACUUUUGGGUUUGCAGGAGCAGCUUUGGAAAUCAUUUUAAUAUUCUAUCUCAUGGUUUCUUCUGUCGUCGGCUUCUAUAGCCUCCGUUUUUUUGGAAGUUUCACUCCCAGCAAAGACGACACAACGAUGACAAAGAUAAUUGGGAAUUGUGUAUCUAUCCUCGUCCUCAGCUCAGCUUUGCCUGUCAUGUCAAGAACAUUAGGGAUCACACGCUUUGAUCUUUUGGGUGACUUUGGAAGAUUUAACUGGCUGGGAAAUUUUUACAUCGUCGUAGCGUACAACCUGUUGUUCGCUAUCGUCACGACGCUGUGCUUGGUCCGUAAAUUUACUUCAGCUGUUCGGGAGGAACUUUUAAAGGCCAUAGGUUUGGAUAAACUUCAGUUAUCAAACGAAGCUACAGAUUCCUCGUCCCCCAACGGGCACCAGAAAACACUGUGACAUUGUAUCAAAGCCAAGCGGGGGACAUUCUGUUUACUUCUGCUUUGACGGGUCCUUACAAUGCGUAUAGAGAGUUCUGUGUCUUAUGGGAAAAACACACACGUGCGUGGUACAAGUCGGCUCGUGUUCUUUCAUCACGAUAUUAUUAUUUACUUGUUUGUUACAAAGCAUAAACACACCUGCAGAAUGUUACUUUUGUUGCGUUAGGAUUAGGAUACGCUUGCAUUAUUGUGAUCGAGGUGGUUCAGGUCAACAACGCAGAUCUUCUGCUUUGAGUGCUGCAUAUUCUCCGACUGCU